CACAGUUUACCGGAGUGUCGUGCAGUGUCGUGUUUGUCCUCUGCGCUCCUUGAAGUUUUUAGUUGUAAACGAAGUGGACAUGACAGAAGGGUUUAACUUCAGCCUCUGACUCUUGACUCAAUAUGUUGGCCGAAUUAGAACAGUUGGAUGAGUCAAGGGCAUGGCCACGAUUAUUUCAAAAACUCAACUGGGAAGCGAGCCAGAGAGCUGGAGCACUAACAGUUGCAAGACUUCCUGAAAACAGACAACUUAAUCGGUACAGAGAUGUUUUACCAUAUGACCACAGUCGAAUCAUUUUAAAGCAAGGAUCCUCAGACUAUAUCAAUGCUAACCUUGUUGAGAUUUCAAGAUUGAACAAAAAGUAUAUUUUGACCCAGGGACCAUUACCUCAUACUGCAAAUCACUUCUGGCAGAUGAUAUGGGAGCAAAACACAGCUGCUAUAAUCAUGUUGAACAAAGUAGUGGAAAAAAAUCAGAUCAAGUGUUACCAGUACUGGCCAUGUGGAGAGGCCUAUGCCCAUUCUAAUCAGCUUGAGUUUGGUAACUUCAAAAUCAACUACCUUCGGGAGUUGCACAAUGAAUACUUCACCAUAAGAUCACUGGAACUAGAAAAUAUUUUGACAGGAGAGAAACGUCCAAUAGAGCAUUUUCACUAUCUGACAUGGCCAGACUUUGGAGUGCCUACCUCACCUGCAACUUUCCUGGCUUUCCUGUUUGAAGUGCGCAGGGCGGGAGUGAUGUCUAAUGAUGUAGGACCCUGUGUAAUUCAUUGUAGUGCUGGAAUAGGAAGGUCCGGAACAUUUGUCAUGGUGGAUUCAGUUCUGACAGAAAUUGAGCAUGAGGAAGACAUGAAUCAGAUUGAUAUCCAAGCCAUGUUACUAGAAAUAAGGCAAUAUAGAGUGGGUCUCAUUCAAACACCAGAUCAACUGCGCUUCACAUACCUGGCCAUUUUAGAAGGUGUACGUGUUCUAAUGCCUGAAAUAUAUCACAGAGAUGUAAAGCAUCAGAUACAACCAAAUACUGGUGAUGACCAGGAUGAUGAAGUAGUUACAAGUAAAAGAGAUGAUACAAGCCAUCAGGAGGGGGAGAAAGAGGAGACACCACCUCCACUACCACCACGACGAAGGCAUGCUGAGACUACUGAUGAACCAGAGAAUAAGAAGAGUCGUAUAGGUGAACCUGUUACCUACGUGACAGAGCCAAAAUCAGAAGUAGAAGAAGUGUUUUCAGACAGUGGUAGUGAUGGGUCAGAUGAAGUCAUCAACCUGUCUUCCUUAUCAGAAUCAGAGACUGAUGAUGACACUGUUCAAAUAAGGGAAAGCUUACUAGAUGAUUCAAAAGAUGAUGAAACACAACAAAAUUACGACUUAAAGGAACAAAACAAACUAUCCCCUGUGCAUGCUGAGUUACUCAUAAAAGAUGAUACACUAGAACAAACAGAGGAGGAGGGUCUUCAAAUAACAGAUGAGGGGUCUAAGCUGAAAGAUGUGCCUCAAUCAACUGCUGUAGAGGAUCAACAUACCAAGGAAGGUACUGUCCAUACAAAAGACAAGGAAGACCCUCAACCAUUAGAUGAAGGGGUUCUUCACCUGUCGGAUGAGGGAAGUUGCAAUGCCAAAGACUACUGUCUAAACCCAAGAGAUGGCUGCAAACCUUCAAACCAGGGAUGUGAAGUUACCACUGGAGGUCUCAAAACAUUAGAUGAAGGGUUGCAAUCAACAAGUAAAGGCCAAGUAAAGGAGAAUGAGAGUGGUAUGGAAGUACGUAAGCGAAGGGAAGAACGCAGGAAAAAGACAUCUGAUAUGAUUGAUAAAAUAAAGAAGAAUGUCAAACAAAGUGAAGAUACAAAAGUAUGGAACUUCAGAUUGAUGUUAUCAGGGGGAAUCCUAUUAGGAUGUACAGUGGCAUACUUGGCUUACAGAUACUUCACUCAUGGCUAGUUUUUCCUCUUCUUCAUUGAAGUGAUGUGUAAUUGUUUUUUGAGUGCUUUUCAUGGUUAUUUCUCUUGUAACUUGCAUGAUAAUGUUUUUGGUAAUGUCCUUUUUGAACCUGAUUCCAACUCAUUUUUACAGAUUUUAAGAUACUUUUUAAGACAUCUCUAUAUGACAGGGCUAAAUGAUGACAGUGUGUACCGAAAGAUACAGCAUGUAGAACUUUGAUUUCAUAUGUGGUUGGAAAGUUGCAGUAACAAUGUGGAAACCCUUAUUAUUUUCAACCCCAAAGUAUUCUUUACUCGGGUAUGAGUUCUGCUUUGAUUUUAAUGGUUAUAUUUUGUUUUUAUAAUGACAUACACUGAAUUGAUAUUCAUGAGUUUGAAAAUAAGAGAAAGUCACAUUUCAGUGAAUGAACAUGAACUACAAGAUACACAUAUGCCAAAAAGGAACAUUUUCCAAAAGAUUUGUAAUUUUCCAAAUUUCCCUCAACAACAUUAAUUUGUAUUUGUUUUACAAGAGUCAGUAAACAAAUUUUUAUUGUCCAAAAUGUUCAUUUUUUUUCCAAUACACUUAUUGUAUGUGUAAACUCAUCAGCUUAAUAUGAUACUUUAAGGUGAAUUUUAAUUCUUAAUUGAUGUUUCACCAACUAAUUAAACUAGCAUUUUUUUAAAGUUAUUUUGAAAAAAAAAUCAGUUUCAGAUGUGCUCAUCUUCUGUUUCUUUUACAUUGAAUGUUUAAAUUGUAAAAAGACUAUUUGUUGGUUGAUGAAAAGAAUAAUGACAUUUUAUGUGUAAUCUGCUACUUAAUGUAGCUGUAAGAGUAACUUUUUAAAUAUAGUUAUAAUGUUUGCGGUAAGGGUGAAGAGAGACAGUGUUGGUUGAAGUGCAUUUUGUUGUUGGUGAACUGCUAUUGAUUUUUUUUUCAUGCUAUGGAGACACUAUGGAAUGAUGCAAAAAAAAUUGAAUCUUUUGCUGAUUGUUAGUUCUGAGGCUACAUUGCUGACGAGAACAGUGACAUUAUUUUUUCUUAAUGUAGCUAAGCUGUAAUAAUUUAGACUCGACCAAAAGUAUUCUUAAUUUCCCAGAAGCAUACUGUUGUCUGUUAAUAUUGUUAUAAAUAUUAUUACAGUAAUUUGUGCAAAAUCAAUUCAGUUGUGAAUCCUUAAUUUUAUCCUUAGGGUGAUGUAGUUCAUUUUAUACAGUAUUUUGCACAAAUUUCACAUUAAAUGAUUGUGACGGCCUUGUGUUCUUCA
Pocillopora damicornis (cauliflower coral) is the source of this 3186-nucleotide messenger RNA. RefSeq lists its product as uncharacterized. Gene Ontology annotation, cellular component: cytoplasm; nucleus. The record is from RefSeq and is a predicted model, not a curated record. Gene Ontology annotation, molecular function: protein kinase binding; non-membrane spanning protein tyrosine phosphatase activity. Gene Ontology annotation, biological process: negative regulation of receptor signaling pathway via JAK-STAT; peptidyl-tyrosine dephosphorylation; negative regulation of ERK1 and ERK2 cascade. Lineage: Eukaryota; Metazoa; Cnidaria; Anthozoa; Scleractinia; Pocilloporidae.